This is a messenger RNA of Trachymyrmex septentrionalis, 2234 nucleotides long. RefSeq lists its product as uncharacterized. The record is from RefSeq and is a predicted model, not a curated record. NCBI's taxonomy places the organism in Eukaryota, Metazoa, Arthropoda, Insecta, Hymenoptera, Formicidae. Gene Ontology annotation, biological process: unsaturated fatty acid biosynthetic process. Gene Ontology annotation, cellular component: endoplasmic reticulum membrane. Bases 180 to 2234 code for a protein of 684 amino acids. The transcript is spliced from 10 exons. Gene Ontology annotation, molecular function: stearoyl-CoA 9-desaturase activity; iron ion binding.
UUUGGUUUUCGGAUGCGUAUAGCAUCCGAACCUAUAAAUUACAUACUAUAAUCGUAGAAAAUAUGAUACCUGCCGAAAAAUGAAUUAUAACCGGUACAUUACCAACAAAAGCCAUCAUAAAAUUUAUGUCGCUCAAGUCAAAUAACAUUGCGAUAUAUAUUAAUAUAAUCUCCUGAGCAAUGUCAUCGUUCAUUCUUUCGCACGACUUGCAGUUAAUGAUGUUAGAGAUUGGUGUGGAAAACUUGUUCGUCCCUUGGACUACGGAGUUUGACAAAGUUAUCCUGAAGAAGACGAUCGUCAUGUUUCGCAUGCUGGAUAACGAUUGGACAUCGCUAUCGCCAAACCGACGCGAUUCUCGCCCUUAUCAAGGAUCCAAUUACGAGAAUGAAAAAUUUUAUGGCGGCAGUUCCGUUGUCUUUUCUGUACCGAUGGAUUUCUUCGAGAAAGAAGCGAACGGCGUUGAUGUCCAGUUAUACGUUCGGAAAGAAGUGUGCAAGUAUUUUGAGAUGGUCUCGCGCCAGAGAAUCGGCUUCGUCGCUAUAUCGGUCGAUAAUCUGCUGAACAGCAUCGCCAAACAGAUUCGCGAGCGGAACGAAUUGACGGAACACUUGUCGGACUUCUAUAAACGACAGAUUAUUUCGAGGUCUAUGAUGGGAACGUACACUUUGUUAGAUGAGAACUUCCGGAAUACCGCCGCCACAAUUUCGCUCUACAUUCGGAUCAGUUAUCUUGGCAAAUGCCUCAUAACGGAGAUCACGCGAGUCAAAAGUAUACGCGAAGAAUUUUAUAUUCGCGGAGACUUGAAUGAGAAACAGCCGUAUUUCUCUCGACAGCUGACAUCGAAGGAACUUCAAAGCGGUAGUUGGGACGAUGAUGGUUCACUUCGUGUUCUUCCUGGUCGUUUAACAUGCCGCUGUGAGGAGCUCGUUAAAAAGGAGGCCGCGGAUUUAGUCAAUGUCAAGGCAGAUAUUGUUGCGAUAACGAAAACGAAAGGAUAUGCGAUAAAGGAGAAUGGAGAAAGAGCUUUCAAGAAAACGUUCUCCGCGUUGAGCAAAUCGAAACGCGGAAGAAACACGGCGACAAUCGAAUCGUAUUCCACGUGUUUCGAGAGAAGCAGUACGAUAUACGCCAGUACACCCCGCCGAUAUUUUAUUUUAUCUGAUUUCGCAGAACAUUUGUAUACAUUUGUCCUAACAAUGUACAGUUCAACGAUAACCAAAUACGAGGACAAUAAAAAUCAAAUGUUAGUGCAACCCGGAACGGAAAAUGGCAGAGAUUUGAAUCUCAAUCAACCACCGAAGCACAUGCCGGCCGAACAGCCAUUAAUUUGGCGUAAUAUCAUUGUCAUCGUCGUUCUCCAUAUCGUCGCGAUCUAUUUGUUUGCCACGCGAUAUCGCGAAGCGAAAUUUUGGACCUGGAUGUGGUCAAUCUUAUAUUUACUUUCUGCUGGUUUUGGCAUAACAGCUGGUCUUCAUCGUCUUUGGGCACAUAGAAGCUACAGCGCCAAAUUGCCACUUAGAAUACUACUUGUUUUAUUAUAUUGCUUGGCUGGUCAGACUCAUCCGUCUAAAUGGCUUCGUGUUCAUCGAACACAUCAUAGAUACACAGAUACGUGUGCGGAUCCACAUAACGCUAACCGCGGCUUUUUUUUCUCACAUAUUGGCUGGUUAAUGAUGAAGCACCAUCCAGCAGUUAAGAAAUACGGUAAAAAUGUGGAUAUGAGCGAUAUCGCUGCUGAUUCUGUAAUACGUUUCGUUGACAAGUAUUACGCUCUGAUUAUGGUGCCACUGUGCUUUGUCCUGCCGGCUAUAGUACCGGUCUAUGUAUGGAACGAAACCUGGGACAUAAGCAUAAGCAGCGUAAUUAUCCGCUAUAUGUGGGCGCUGAAUUUCACCUUCUCUGUCAAUAGUUUCGCUCACUUGUGGGGCAAUCGACCGUACAACAGAACUCUUAAGUCAACGGAGAAUCCUGUGGUGUCCUUCUUUGCUAUGGGCGAGGGUUGGCACAAUUACCAUCAUUGCUUCCCGUGGGACUAUAAGGCUGCGGAGCUUGGCUUCUACCGUCUCAAUUUAACUACCGCUUUUAUAGAUUUCAUGGCUUGGUUGGGAUGGGCGUAUGAUUUAAAGACACCAAACGCCAAGCUCGUCGAUAGACUUUGUGUGAAUAAAGGUGAUGGUACGACGGGCCUCUCGAGAGGUAGGAUAGAUAUUCCCAAGAUAUCAGAUGUUCUUUAA